Esox lucius (northern pike) is the source of this 666-nucleotide messenger RNA. Its product is annotated as gamma-crystallin S-1. Bases 64 to 591 code for a protein of 175 amino acids. NCBI's taxonomy places the organism in Eukaryota, Metazoa, Chordata, Actinopteri, Esociformes, Esocidae. Gene Ontology annotation, molecular function: structural constituent of eye lens. Gene Ontology annotation, biological process: lens development in camera-type eye; visual perception. The transcript has 3 exons. The record is from RefSeq and is a predicted model, not a curated record.
AUGACGUGCCAAUCUCAUUAGCCGACCACACAGCAAGCAGGACAUCAUCAACCAGCCACAAAUAUGAUGGGCAAGAUCAUUUUCUAUGAGGACAAGAACUUCGGUGGCCGUCACCAUGAGUGCAUGAGUGACUGUGCCGAUCUUCAGACCGUGUUCGACCAGUGCCAGUCCAUCCGGGUGGAGAGUGGUAUGUUCGUGGUCUACGACCUUCCCAACUUCACGGGACACCAGCACUUCCUGAGGAAGGGCGAAUACUGUGACUCCAUGAGCAUGUUGGGAAUGAACGAUAGUGUGAAGUCCUGCCGCAUGAUUCCCAUGCAUCGCAGUAACUUCCAGAUGAGGCUGUAUGAAAACUCUGACAUGGGAGGCCAAAUGAUGAUUCUGGAUAAUGACUGUCCCAACUGCAUGGACCGCUUCCGUAUGUCCAUGUUCAACUCCUGCAAGGUGAUAGAUGGUCACUGGCUGAUGUAUGACCAGGCCAACUACAGGGGACGCCACUACUACCUGAGGCCCGGCGAGUAUCGUCGUUACAGUGACUGGGGAUCCAUGAGCUCCAAGGUCGGCUCCAUCAGGCGCAUCAUGGACCUUUAAGGACAGGAGGGACCUUGGGAAAUGUCUACUUUAUGCCUUGUUUCAUGCAAUGAAUAAAAUGCUGUCAGUGCUCAA